Glarea lozoyensis ATCC 20868 is the source of this 204-nucleotide messenger RNA. RefSeq lists its product as uncharacterized. NCBI's taxonomy places the organism in Eukaryota, Fungi, Ascomycota, Leotiomycetes, Helotiales, Helotiaceae. Bases 1 to 204 code for a protein of 67 amino acids. The transcript has a single exon. The record is from RefSeq and is a predicted model, not a curated record.
AUGGUUGUUGAAGCUAUUCCCCUUUCGCUCCGCCCAGUCGAGGCCUGGUCGAGUUCUGAGCAUCGAAUCGUUGGUUCCCGCAUCCGCGAGCCUGUCUUGUCCUCUGCCAAGCUCCUUCUCAUCCCAGCUUCACGCUUAUUCCGCCAAUCCCGCGACACCCGUAAACCCAGUCGAGAGCAGCAAGAUGGAGACGCUGUUGGGUGA